AUGCCUCCUCGCCGCAAACCUGGUGACGACCGCGAUGAUACCUGCCCCCCAUGCUUCAAUUGUAAUCUCCCCCAAUUCGAAUGCACUCAAUUCUCCGUCUGCAACUCUUUCACCGGGUACUGUGACUGCCGCGCGGGUUUCGGCGGCCCUGACUGCUCCGAGCCCGUUUGCGGUGCCCUCUCCGACGACAGCAACAAGAGACCUUUGCGGGAGAAGGCCUCCUGCGACUGCAAGAGCGGCUGGGGCGGAAUCAACUGCAAUGUCUGCCAAGUCGACUCCGUCUGCAACGCCUUCAUGCCCGACGGCGUUGCGGGCUCCUGCUACAAAGAAGGAGUCAUCGUGAAUAACUCGCAACAGAUGUGUGAAGUCACCAACAAGAAGAUUAUCGCGAUCCUCAACGGAAAGAAGCCCCAGGUAACGUUCUCGUGCAACAAAACUGCUGAAACGUGCAACUUCCAGUUCUGGGUGGCGGAAAGAGAGAGCUUCUACUGCGACCUUUCCUCCUGCGACUUCAGCUAUGACUUACGAAAGAACUCGAGUCUCUCCACCUGCAAGACGGCAGCCUGUAAAUGUUUGCCGGGGCGCAUGUUGUGCGGCGAGGACGGCUCCAUCGACAUUUCCGACUUUCUCACCGAGACCAUCGCGGGGCCUGCGGACUUUUCGUGCGAUAUUUCGGACAAGAACUGCCGCUUUUCCGAGCCGAGUAUGAACGAUUUGAUUACAAAUGUCUUUGGCGACCCGUACAUCACGUUGCACUGCGACUCCGGUGAGUGUCUCCACUACAGCCAGUUGCCUGGAUACAAGCUCCCGGAAAAGUCAAAGCUAGACACCCGGGCGAAGGUGGUGAUCCUUGGGGUCACGUUUGCCGUCUUGUCUGUGAUUGUGAUGUCAGUCCAGCAGAUCCGCAAGUCGCCGCUUUUUGCGGUGGUUGAGAGCAGCUCCAGCUCGUACGCGGAUGAAUCCAACACGUUGCUUGAGGGCCACAUUCCUGCAACGCUUACGUUCGAGGAUGUUGGCUAUGCGAUCAAGGGCCGGCAGAUCUUGAAGCUGGCGUUUGGGGUCGCCAAGCCGCGCGAGUGUUUAGCCAUCAUGGGAGGCUCAGGGGCCGGGAAGACCACGUUGAUCGACAUUCUCGCGGCAAAAAACAAGAGUGGACGGGUUGGGGGAACUAUCAAGGUGAACGGCCAGACCGUAGACCCCAAGAGCUACAAGAAGUUGAUCGGGUUCGUGGAUCAAGAGGACUACUUGAUUCCGACAUUGACCGUGUACGAGACAGUGUUGAACUCGGCGCUCUUGCGCUUGCCACGUGUCAUGAGCCUCUACGCGAAGAACGCGCGUGUGCUCGAGAUCUUGACCGAGUUACGUAUCUUGCACAUUAGGGAUCGACUUAUAGGCGACGAUUCCCAACGAGGGAUCUCUGGGGGUGAGAAGCGCCGGGUGGCGAUUGCCUGUGAGUUGGUCACCUCGCCAUCGAUUCUCUUCCUCGACGAACCAACCUCAGGGUUGGAUUCGUACAACGCGAAAAAGGUGGUGGAGUCGCUUGUAAGGCUCUCCCGCGACUACGACCGCACAAUCAUUUUCACGAUCCACCAACCACGCAGCAAUAUCGUUGCCAUGUUUGACAAGUUGCUCUUACUCGCCGAGGGGAAAAUUGUCUACUCCGGCGAAAUGAGCUUGGCCCCGCGGUUCUUUGCCGGCUACGGCUUCAAGUGCCCAUUAGGUUACAACAUUGCAGACUACUUGAUAGACGUAACGACUACUCAAUCGCAGAAACAGACAUUACUGGUGAGUGGGAUUGACGAGGAGAAUAUCAAUUACGAAGACAUCCAUGACGUGAGAGAUUCCAUCCUUGGCGUACGAGAUUCCGUCUCGGGCGAUACCACCCGGGAAUGGCAGCACUACGCAAGCCACCGUGACGACUUUGGCCUGGAGUUACACCAAGACGUCACGCCUGCUGUGGCGGCGGCCGCCGGGAUCCCCCCGGCCGAGUACUACGACAUUAACACGAUUUACGUGGAGUCGCCGUUUGCAGCUGAGGUUAAGCUGGAGAUCGCCCUGAUUGCUGCAAACCCCGUUCCGUUGCAGUUUCGGCUCGAGAGCCAGCAUGCAUCCUUCGUGCAGCAGCUAGCGAUUCUCUGCUCACGCACGUUCAAGAACCUCUACCGCAACCCAAAGCUCUUGCUUGCCCAUUACGUCCUCGCCAUAACGAUGGGUGUAUUCAUCGGCACGUUGUACUACGACGUGUCAAUGGACAUUUCCGGCUUCCAGAACCGCCUCGGAAUGUUCUUCUUCAUUUUGGCGCUCUUCGGUUUCUCUACGCUCACCGGGCUCCACUCCUUCUCGGUUGAGCGUGCCGUGUUCAUCCGCGAACGCUCCAAUAACUACUACCACCCUCUGGCCUACUACAUCGCCAAGAUCAUCUGUGACGUGUUGCCGUUAAGGAUCAUCCCGCCAAUGCUUUUGUUAAUCAUCGCGUAUCCGUUGGCCGGUUUGAACAUGGAGGCGAACGCGUUGCCCAAGGCAUUAUUGAUCAUUGUGAUGUUCAACUUGAGCUGCGCCAUGGAGAUCCUCAUCAUCGGGAUUCUUGUCAAGGACCCAGGGAGCUCCACCAUGGUCGGGGUGUUGACGCUUUUGUUCUCCUUGUUAUUUGCCGGUCUUUUCGUAAACAAGAGCUCUAUCCCGGUCUGGAUCUACUGGUUGCAGUGGGGGUCUGUUUUCCACUUUGGCUACGAAGCUUUAACGGUUAAUGAGGUGGCGGGACUUGUGUUGCGAGAGAAAAAGUACGGCUUGUCGAUUGAAGUUCCUGGUGCCACGAUUUUAAGCACCUUUGGGUUCAGUGUUGGUCACGUUAACCAGGAUAUUGCUUGGUUAGGUGGUUGGGCAUUGGUGUUUAUUUUUGUGGGGUAUUUCGCGCUCCAUGUAUAUGUGAUUGAGCGGAGAUAA
Babjeviella inositovora NRRL Y-12698 is the source of this 2943-nucleotide messenger RNA. It is a transcript of the gene ADP1, whose product is annotated as putative ATP-dependent permease. The record is from RefSeq and is a predicted model, not a curated record. Bases 1 to 2943 code for a protein of 980 amino acids. The transcript has a single exon. NCBI's taxonomy places the organism in Eukaryota, Fungi, Ascomycota, Pichiomycetes, Serinales. Gene Ontology annotation, cellular component: membrane. Gene Ontology annotation, molecular function: ABC-type transporter activity; ATP binding; ATP hydrolysis activity.